AUGCCUGACUGGUGUGUGGAUCAGUACAGAUGUGGUACCAAUAUCCCUCUAUGGUUGACUAGUCCUCACCCACAACCAGAGGAUGGAGUGGUCACUCGACAGGUCUGUGGACACUGGAGUAACAACUGUUGCUAUUACCAGUCCAACCCUAUACGAGUGAAGGCCUGUCCUGGAAAUUACUACGUCUAUGAAUUUGUCAACCCAACUGUCUGCAGCUCUGCAUACUGUUCAGCUAUCGCAAACCCCAGUCCUGACCCAUGUCUUAACUAUACCAGUCUGAAUGAUACAUGGAGAGCUACCAACUACUCUGACAGCACAAUUAGGUGUGAUCAGAGCAGAGUUUGGUCAGGCUGGUACAGGCUUUUCUAUCAGGGAGUGAGCGUCCAGAUGCCUGACUGGUGUGUGAAUCAGUACAGAUGUGGUACUCAUAUCCCACUGUGGUUGACUAGUCCUCACCCACAACCACAGGAUGGAGUGGUCACUCGACAGGUCUGUGGACACUGGAGUAACAACUGUUGCUAUUACCAGUACAAUUCUAUCCGAGUGAAGGGCUGUCCUGGAAAUUACUACGUCUAUGAAUUUGUCAGACCAACAAGUUGUAGCUCUGCAUACUGUUCAGGUAAUCUUAUGAACAUUCUUUCUGACCUGUGA
Messenger RNA from Chanos chanos (milkfish), 651 nucleotides. RefSeq names its product uromodulin-like. The record is from RefSeq and is a predicted model, not a curated record. Lineage: Eukaryota; Metazoa; Chordata; Actinopteri; Gonorynchiformes; Chanidae. The transcript is spliced from 2 exons. The coding region runs from base 1 to 651 and encodes 216 amino acids.